Trametes versicolor FP-101664 SS1 is the source of this 409-nucleotide messenger RNA. RefSeq lists its product as uncharacterized. The record is from RefSeq and is a predicted model, not a curated record. Lineage: Eukaryota; Fungi; Basidiomycota; Agaricomycetes; Polyporales; Polyporaceae. The transcript is spliced from 3 exons. Bases 42 to 284 code for a protein of 80 amino acids.
UUGCAGACAAGACGGUACUUUCAGAACUGGACUGCGUUACUAUGAAAUGCUCUACAACACGCCUUUCUUCCUCCAACAGCAAGGGCACCAUCGCUCGUGAAAGACGGCGCCCGCGCUCCCUCAGCCACCCACCCUUUCGCCAGCAUGCAGCCAUUGCGGCGCUUCUUCGCGAAAUCGGCGACCGAGAUGUCCUGGGUUAUUUGUUUUGUAUACUAUGGAUCCAAUGGAUCCUGACGGCAUCGCAACGACACCGAGAGGAGAUUCUCCGCUCGGCGAGUUCAUGAACUGCCUCCCAUCAACGAUGGGAUAGCCCACAAUCACGCCGCCAUCUCGAGAUCGAAAAUAUCGAGAUCGCGACCUCAAAGUGAGCCGCUGGCUGGGUUACCACACCCCGUAGACGAAUCGUCGC